Molecule: messenger RNA, 6923 nt
Organism: Ctenopharyngodon idella (grass carp)
Lineage: Eukaryota; Metazoa; Chordata; Actinopteri; Cypriniformes; Xenocyprididae
Gene: kmt2e
Product: lysine (K)-specific methyltransferase 2E
Exons: 25
Coding region: 783-5717 (1644 amino acids)
Molecular function (GO): protein binding
Source: RefSeq, a predicted model, not a curated record
GGAUCCAGAACCACAUGGCACCGCUGAGCAGCUCUGCCUGGAACUUCUGGUUCUUGGUGAUCUGAGGAGGUUGUCUGUACUGGGCUUCAAUAUGAGGGCCGCCUCCUGCCCUAAAACACAACAGACAGAACCAUUACCAGCAUUCAUCUCGCUAGGCCAAGCCUUUAAGGCUGACUUCUCCACGGCGGUCUGCAGACUCCUAUGUUUGGACUGUACGAUGAGAAGAAUGCGCGCUCCCAUUUGCCGUGGAUGAACUCUCUCCUGCACGCGCCCCUGAGAUUCUGCUCUGGGAAACCCCGCGGAAUGUAGGGGCGGAGCGCGCAGUGACAGAGAGCCGGGCGGGGGUGCGCGGGGGGAGGCGGAGUCACGGCACUUCUGCCAGGGCCGCCAUUUUUGCACAGGGAAAAGAGACAGGAUAGAAGGGAUCCAGUUUCUAACUGUCGGCAUAGAUAUGGACAAAAUUAUCAGGUUUUAAAAGACUCAGACUGUACAUUUGGAUUAGAGCACCAAGAGGCGAAAUACAAGUGCUAAAUAGCGCGAUUUGUAAAGCUUUGUUACACAUCCGCAGUGGAGAGCGAAGUAUUGUUUUGGUUGUGGUAUAUCAGGCGGCGGGGUCUCACCCGAGUCCCCCGUGUCUUUAUUCACAGUUAUUACAGUGGACAUCAACGGCCUUGUGGAUGCACUUAGAUGUGUGCAAUGAGUGCUGUGGCUGACAUGCCUCAGUGUUUUGGAUUGCUGUGCUCUGGACUCAGUAGGACAAGAGACUCCCAGCACAGAACGUCAUGAGCAUAGUCAUCCCAGUAGGGGUGGACACGGCCAACACCUCAUACCUGGACAUGGCUGCAGGCUCAGAACCAGAAUCUGUGGAGGCGAGCUCUGUGGUAGUUGAGAAGUCCAGCUACCCUCACCAGAUUUACAGCAGCAGCUCCCACCACUCCCACGGCUACAUCGGUCUGCCUUAUGCCGACCAUAAUUAUGGGGCGCGACCCCCACCCACCCCGCCGGCGUCCCCGCCUCCCUCGGUGCUGAUCCGACCGGGCGAGAGUUUGUUUGUGUCCGGCGGCCGGCCAGGCGAGAACUUGUUCGUGCCCGGCGGGCAGGACGAGGCGUCGCGUGGCACCACGCUCAGCACCUCGGAAGACGGCAGCUACGGUGCUGACAUCACACGCUGCAUCUGCGGCUUCACCCAUGACGAUGGCUACAUGAUCUGCUGCGACAAGUGCAGUGUGUGGCAGCACAUAGACUGCAUGGGGAUCGACCGGCAGCACAUUCCCGAGACCUACCUGUGUGAGCGCUGUCAGCCACGUACUCUGGACCGAGAGCACGCCAUCCUACUGCAAACCAGGAAGAGAGAGAACAUGUCUGACGGGGACACCAGUGCUACAGAAAGUGGGGAUGAGGUUCCACUAGAGCUGUACACAGCGUUUCAGCACACCCCCACCAGCAUAACGCUCACAACAGCACGUCUCGGCAACAAACAGGCUGAUAAGAAACGAAAGAAGAGCGGAGAAAAGGAUCCCCCGGCUACAGCCAGGGCCAAGAAGUCAUUCCGUGAAGGCUCUAGAAAAUCAUCUAGAGUGAAGGGCUCAGCUCCAGAGUGUGAGCCGACAGAUCCUCCCUCUCUUUGGGAGAAUAAGAUGAAGUCGUGGAUGGAGCGCUAUGAGGAAGCCAGCAGUAACCAGUACAGUGAAGAAGUGCAGAUACUGCUAAGAGUCAAAGAAGCCCGAGAUGGCAAAACGCUAGCCUACAAUACACACACCGCAGCCUUCAAACCACCUGUAGAGAGUCACGUACAGAAGAACAAGCGCAUUUUGAAGGCUGUGCGGGACUUGGCUGCCGAUUCGCUCAUAAUCGAGUACAGGGGGAAGGUCAUGCUACGACAGCAGUUCGAGGCCAAUGGUUACUUCUUUAAGAGGCCGUAUCCUUUUGUAUUGUUCUACUCUAAGUUUGACGGCUUGGAAAUGUGCGUGGACGCACGGAGCUUCGGGAAUGAGGCCCGAUUCAUCCGUCGCUCUUGCACACCCAAUGCUGAGGUGCGGCACGUGAUCGAAGAUGGCAUGCUGCAUUUAUACAUUUACUCUCUGAGGUCCAUCUCCAAGGGGAGUGAGAUCACCAUUGGCUUUGAUUAUGACUACGGCAGCUGUAAAUAUAAGGUGGACUGUGCGUGUGUGAAAGGCAAUCAGGAAUGCCCUGUGCUCAAGCAUAACUUGGAACCUACAGAGAAUCUGGGCUCUAGCACACGACGGCGUGGCCGCAAGGACAAAGAACCGCCACGGGACGAGAGCGGACAGAACCAGAACCUCACGAUGGACUGUGAUGGGCCCAAGGGGAAAACGCUCAAUGACGCCAAACAGAGAAAACUCUCUCCUCUCCGGCUCUCUAUAUCUAACAAUCAGGAUCCUGAGUUAAUAGAGGAUCUAGAAGAGAAAACCUCCGUUAGCAAUGAAGUAGAGAUGGAGUCAGAGGAGCAGAUUGCAGAAAGGAGGAGGAAGAUGGGCAGCCCGGCAGAGGAGUCCCAUCGUCACAGCGCAGGGGCUUCCUGCUGCAGAGCUCUGAGAAACAAGGAGACGCGUGAAGAGAGGAAGAUGGAGGCCAUUCUGCAGGCGUUUGCUCGUAUGGAGAAGAGAGAAAAGCGGAGGGAGCAAGCGUUAGAGAGGAUCGGCACAAAAGGGGAAGUUGGUGGGCGCAGCGAGAUUAAGGAAGAGCCCCCUGCUACACCUGAGGCUGAAUCUCCUGCCAUCUUACAACCCAUGCUAGAGGUAGUGAAGGAGGAGCCUGGUCUGAAGCCAGCAAAGGUGAGCCGUAAUAAACAGAGGAAGAGCUUCUCGCGGAACCGCACUCACAUCGGACAGCAGAGGCGGCGAGCACGCACGAUCAGCACCUGCUCCGACUUGCCACCUAGUUCCCCUGGUGAUGCUUUAGAGCACUUAACAACAGAAACUCAUGAUGGAGAGACUCCCUCUGCCCCUGAGGCUGAAGCUCCCCCAUCACAUGCACCUGACACCAGCCCACCACACAGCUGCUCACCCGCCCCAGUAUGCCGCAGUGGACAGAAGUACCCCAAAACUAAAAAGCACUUAGUUAGCGAGUGGAUGGGUGUUGAAAAACAGGAGCGGGGACCUUCGAGGACCCCAGAACCUCCGCCUGAGAGGCCGUUGCGGAUCAGUAGUGAUCCUGAGGUCUUGGCCACACAGCUGAACUCUUUACCGGGCAUGGCCUGCAGCUCACACGUCUACAGCACGCCCAAACACUACGUCCGCUUCUCCUCUCCUUUUCUAGCCAACCGCAGCCCCAGCACUCCUGGAGUGCCUACGGGACGGCGACGCUCGAGAGAAAUGCCCGAAACACCACCUACCACUGGCUCCUGCAAGAAGCGUUGGCUGAAGCAAGCUUUAGAAGAGGAGGGUUCCACCAGCCCAGGUGGAGGGCGCCCUUCUCUUCUGAUGCCUAGUGAGAGCCCUCUUAGCCCCUCUAUAAAUGGCGAGUCCUACAGCCCUCUACCCCUCAACGGCAGUUGCUCACUACCAGAGUUGCCUACCCCGUUGAAGAAAAGACGCUUAUGUUCGCUCGAUCCCUGUAUGUCGGAGACUUCCACCCCAUAUGGUUCUCCUUGUGCCACCCCAACCCGAACAGAGUCAACAGAAGCACCAGGCACACCCCUGCUGCUAGCCACGCCUCCUCGACCACGACCAGAGGAACCCAGUACUGAGCCCUCAACACCCUUACAGAUUCCUAACCACCCUCUGCCACAAGAGAGUGAGUCAUCUAUGGACAGUUCUCCAGAUGGUAGCCGGAGGCCCAGUACACAAGAUGUCGAGCGACCUCCUUCGCUGUUGGCAUCUCCCAGCGUGAGAAAUGCAGGCUCUGAUACGGCUCCACAGGAGUCUACAAAAUCGUUGGGGUCUUUGAGUCCUCAGCCCUCCCAUGCUGAGCCCCAGGAUGCUGUAGUAGAUGAAGGCAUGGAGGUUGAUGGUGGUGGUUCAGAAGCUGCCUCGGCACCUGAGACGCCAGCCUCCUCUUACCCUCCUUGGAUGAAAAGUCCAGAUCGAGGUGGCCUCUCGUUUUCCCCAGUGAACUCUAAUCUGAGAGACCUCACCCCUUCUCACACCUUGGAGAUGGGGGCGUACAGGCCAGAUUCAACCUCUGCUGGCCCUUUCAGUGAAGCGGCACCUUUCUAUCCCUGCAAUGAGGAAGCAAGUGGCGUGACCUUUACCCGCUCAUUGAGUGGGGACGGCACAGGGGAGGGAGGCGCUGCAAAGAACCCACAGAAGAAAAAGGUCUCUCUCCUGGAGUACAGGAAACGUCAGCGUGAGGCACGGCGAAGCGGCUCCAAGGGAGAAUGUGGAUCCCCUGUUUCCACGGCACCACCAGUAGAUGUUUUCCCUGUAGCUGUGGAAAUGGUCUUUGAGCCACCUGCUCUCGCAGCAACACCAACCCCCAAGACCCCUCAGCCUAGCGAGGAGCCAGACGCUCAAACUCAGGGGGAGAGAGACGGAGAAGGCCAGUGGACAUCUUCCACAUCAGUAGAGCAGGCCAGAGAGCGAAGCUACCACAGGGCCUUGUUGUUGAGUGACCAUCGCAAGGAUGCAGAUAGUGGGGAGUCAGAGGGUGGCGACCCCCAGGUGAAGGAAUGUCCUUCUCCCAAGAGCUGCAAGAGCCCAUCGACACAUGCACCUUGUUCUCCAGCACCCCAGACUGUGUCUCGCCCAUCCAAGGAGGAAGAUGGUGAAGCACAGCCUCGUGGUCCUGCUCAGCCUCAGGCACUGUCCGUCCAGCAGUCCAGCACCAAGACUCCGAGCUCCAAACCAGCCGCUCUGACGCCCAGCAAGCUCCACUGUGGGCCCUCCAGCACCUCACAGAGUCACUACGCUGGACCUUCGCUCAUGCACUCUCCCAAAGCGCAACCCCAAGGUUCACCUUACCGUGGUCAGCGAACGUUCCUGACAGCUCAGCCUCAGAACCAGCCUCAACCCCAGGCUACAUCUGGCCCGGCCACUUUCCCUCAGUAUAAUCCCCAAAAUGCCCCACCUCCACCACCCCCUCCUCCCCCAGCUCCACCCACCUCUGCUCCCUACUUCCCUGCUCAGCCUUCAGCUGCUGCUGCACCUUUUCCUGCGUUCAAGCCUACUGUGGCCUCACCCUUUCCUCCCGGUUCCCAACCUCUCCUCCAGCCCCAUCAUGCAUUGCAUUACCAAAGCAGUGCUGCCCCUCCCCCACCGCCCCCUCCUCCCCCUCCCCACCCGCAGCCUGGCCCUACCUUGCUGCAUGUCAAUCUACAACCUCCUUCGAUGCAGCAGCAUCAACUCCUCCUGACCUCCGCCCCACCGCCACCUCCUCCUCCACCUCCUCAGGGACAGAGUUCCCAGCAGCCUCCACCUAAUAGUGGCACGCUCCUGUCAAUCAAACAAGGACCACACCCGCCCCUUCCACCCCCUCCCCCUGCUCCAUCCAGUAACGCACCGCACCCUUUCCAGAACAUUGGUGGCUUUCAAACCACUCUACUUCACCAGUCUGCACCAGCCAACCCCUCAGUAACCCCUUCCACCUAUCAACAAACUGUAUUACCCCCUCCUCCUCCACCUCCUCCUCAACAAACUCCUCCCACACAGACCCCGCCCAAUUCGAGUGUCUCGCAGAUCGCUGGCGGUAACAGAGGACCUACACCUUCAUCCGCCCCCUUCCACAGCACCGGCUACUUGGGCACAGGAUGGCACUGACCACACCCACUUAACCCCGCCCCUAGACAAACUCACUCAGAGAGGGGCGGAGCUACAUUGUGUAACAUAGGCAACACAGCACCACUGUAAAUAUUUUCUAUGUACCUUUUCACAAAGGAUAAUGAAAACCAGUUGGGGGAAAAGGGUACAUUUUAAAAAGAAAAACAAGAAAUGGAGAACUGUAAAAGUAGACUUUGUGUAAAAGAUGAUGGUUAAUGAACCCUGGUGCUCAUCACUUACCCAGAAUCCCCCACACCUCUCUCCUUCCCAUAACCUUGUACUGCCAUCCUGUCUUUUCCAGACGUCUUUUUUACUUUUAAUGUUUUUAUUCAUUUUAAUCGCCUUUUCUGGUCUCUUCCUGUUGGAUCCUUCCUCUGUCCUCCCAGUGCAAUGCAAUGCAAUGGGACAUUCCAGUUUCCUCCUUACCUUUCCUUACUUUUCCUGUCUCUCACUGUUUUUUCACUUAUCAGUUAUUUGUUUUAUCUAGUGGCUCAUUAUAUAGCAAAAAGGUUUUGUAUAGAGAAAAAAAUACAGAAUUAUUAUUUUUUUUAUUCCUCCAUGUAACAAAAAUAUCUGUGCACCGCUGCAGACAUUCAGAGGAGACCUUUCCGAUAGGCCGCUUCACUGCCCAGGAGACUGCACUUGUGUGAAUGAGUGAGUCUGUGUGCACGAGUGUCUGUUUUUUAAGCGGAAGGGAGCGUGUAUGCUUGCAUGCCUCCCGCAUCCGUGUGCGUAUUUGAACUGCACGCGAGAGGCGGAAGGCAAAUAAGGCGCAGACAGAUGCGUGCUGUUCUCUGUGGCAGCUUUAGAAAGAGAGGUCCUUCCUGUAGGGGUAAGCGGUUUAUUUUUGAAUAUCAAUGGUUAUUUGUAGAAAGUGUAAUUUAAUGUAUAGGUGGUUACUCCAGCUUUCUCCAGAAACAGUUGUAAAUAUUGGCUUCUUUUCUUUUCUAUGCUUGUAUAAUUCGCUCCCAUCCCCAUUUUGGAAUAUGGUUGUAAAUACAAGCGCUCUUGACAAAAACGCUGAAUGUUUCUGUGACUGUAGCACUAUUUUUAUUUCUUCCUCUCUGGUUUUUUUUUUUUUUUUUACUGUUUGUGUGUGAGUGUAUGUGUGUGUGAAGGACAGAGGCUCACAGACACAGCACUGGUUGGCUAUUUUCAUGGUUCAUUAUAAUAAAUCACUGUAAUGACAGUUUUAUACCAACUAAA